AUGGCGAAGAAGCGCGCAAGAGACGCAGACGGCCAGUCUGAGGCGGCAACAGCUUCAGUGGACAAGAUGGAUGAGGACGGCAGCUCAGACGACGAUGACUUCAACAUUGUCAAUGUCGAUUUUGAGUGGUUCAACUUUGACCCUGAAAUUGACUUCCACGGCGUCAAGCAGCUACUGCGCCAACUUUUUGAUGUCGACUCUCAGCUAUUUGACAUUUCCGCACUCGCGGAUCUAAUACUGAAGAACCAGACUAUUGGCUCCACCGUCAAAGUGGAUGGCAAGGGCAACGACGCAUAUGCCUUCCUCACAGCGCUCAACCUGAAGGAGCACAAAGACAAGAAACCAGUCUCAGACCUGCUCGAGUACAUUUCCACGAAAGCGUCUGAGUCCGGCAACGAGAACCUGGCUGCAGUGGUUCCAAAGGUCCUAAGUGAAAACCAUGUCGGCUUGGUCCUGGGCGAGCGCCUCAUCAACAUGCCCCCCGAGAUCUCACCACCAAUGUACUCCAUGCUGAUCGACGAGGUCGAGGCCGCAGUUGAGGACAAGGAGCCAUAUGACUUCACGCACUACCUCGUGGUUUCCAAGACCUACCAUGAGGUGCAGAGCAUACUGGAUGGCGAGACGCAGAAGCGCAAGAAGGCUAGGGAGGAGGCGCCAAUGUUUCAUUUCCACCCCGAGGAUGAGGUGUUCCAGAAGCAUGCGGUUGCAUACGGUAGCUAUCCGUUGACAAAGGACGACGAGAACAUAGCGGACAGCAAGAGGGCAUUCCAGGAGAUGGGGGUUAAAAGCAUGGGAUUUAUGGUCUUGAUUGAGGCGGCCAAGUUCCCCGAGGCCGUGAAGAAGGUUACGGAGUACUUGAGCCCACAAUGA
Diaporthe amygdali is the source of this 870-nucleotide messenger RNA. RefSeq lists its product as uncharacterized. Gene Ontology annotation, cellular component: nucleus. The transcript is spliced from 2 exons. Bases 1 to 870 code for a protein of 289 amino acids. The record is from RefSeq and is a predicted model, not a curated record. Lineage: Eukaryota; Fungi; Ascomycota; Sordariomycetes; Diaporthales; Diaporthaceae.